Messenger RNA from Cladocopium goreaui, 2370 nucleotides. Lineage: Eukaryota; Dinophyceae; Suessiales; Symbiodiniaceae. The record is from the annotation of a GenBank genome assembly.
AUGCCACCCUCUUUGGCGCGGCAGCAGUCGCCCGAAGCCAUGAAAGUGACGUCGGUGAGCAGCAUCAAUCGUUUCGCCACAUCUCCGGCUCGUUCUUCCAUUUUGAGGAAACAACAAUCAACAGAUUCGCAGCUUUUCGUGAAGAACCACGAGGCGGUUGGUGAGACGUUUUGGGAGCUGCACCGGAAACUGGGGGAGCGCUAUAAGGCGGACAUUCAACAAUGUGGAGGCAAGGUUCUGAAGACCUCCUCGUCGAUCACUUCGGCGCAAGGUCAAGUAUUGAGCCAUGCAGGCUCACGGCGAACAGUGGAUGAGGCCAAUGAGAGUUUUCGCUAUUCGGAGAGGAGUGGAUUGAUGGUCUCAGAGCGAUUGGCGGCCAGCCAUGCUUCAGCACUGGCCGCCUCGAGAAACACGCCGCUGGCAGCCAGCGGCACGGACAUCGCCAAGUCGAAAAGCAACAGUUUGGAGGACCCACCAGAAGUGGACCUGCCGCAGUCACGAGCGGCUCCGCACGUGGAAGUGAGGAGUUCUCGUUUGUCGAAAUCCAGCGAAUUUUCCGAAGAACACAUCUUUGUGCCGCGGAUGGAAUGGCUCCAGAAGAGCAAAUCCUUAACGACGCGACGGAAGAGUCGCGUGUCGCUCACGGGAGAUUUGUCGCAGUCUCUGCCUACUGGACCAAUUCUUCAGGAAAAGAACAAGCCUUGGUAUCGGAGGCUCGAAGUCAACCGCAUUGUGCUCAGCCCAACUGGCAAUUUCCGGUCCUUUUGGGAUGCCAUUGGAAUUCUGAUUUUGGUCAAGGAUACCUUUGGCAUUCCUAUGCAGCUGGUAGAUGUGGACGUGGAAAUCGUGACGUACUUCUCGGAGACUUGGCCCAAAAAGACUUCGCGUGUGAUCUAUUGGUGUUUCGACAUUUUCUUCUCAUUCUUCACUGGAUAUUUGGAGAAGGGCACGCUGAUCACGGAUUGCCGGACAAUCGCCUGUCACUAUCUGCAGACCUGGUUUCUGAUCGAUAUCUCUAUCAGUAUCAUCGAUUUGCUUCUCGAGUUCGGAAGCUUUGACGUCGGCGAUUCCGCCACAGCCACUCGAUUCUUGCGAUUUCUGCGACUUUUUCGGAUGCUGCGCUUGGGAAAAGUCAGUCGCGUUUCGGCUUUUCUGCAGGACCAGUUUGAAUCUGAAGUGGCUUCCAUCCAAUUCAGUCUCGCAUUGGUCAUGGUGGCCAUGAUUUUGGUGGAACAUGUGAUUGCUUGUGUUUGGUUUGGUUUGGGAGGCACCGAUGGUCGAACGUGGCUCACGGUCUUUGGUUAUCAGGAGAACACAUUUUUUGAAAAAUACUACGCGUGCGUCCGUUGGGCUCUGGCUCAGCUGGGCUUUGGUGCCACGGCCAUUGAAGCGGUCAGCGAAACCGAAGGGAUGUAUUCCAACGUGGUGGGCUUCAUAUCUUUGGUCACCUCUUCAAGUGUGAUCAGUUCUAUGACCUCCUUAGUGGGUGCCCUUCAUCGCAGUCGUUCUGAAGAAACGCAACAACUGGGUCAGCUCCGACGUUUCCUUCGGCAGAACCAGGUGGACCCUGGACUGAGCGAGCGCAUCAUGCGUUUCUUGCAGUACACCUACCAUGAAUUUACAACACCGGGCCGCUUAGCUCGCAUCGCCGCUGGUCGCCUGCACAGGACUGGUGAACCCGUGUCUGACCCCCAGAACGCCAUGAACGGUACAGGCGACUUGGUACGAAUCACCCACUUCAUGGGGGAGGAUCUCAGCACUCAGCACGGCCAAGUGCCACCUGGUGGACGGGUGAUGUUGUCCUUGGAUGUCCUUGGGGAUUCGUUGCUUAAGUUGCAAAAAAUCUCCAUGACGGUGGUUGUCGUGGACGCUGCCGAGGGCGACACGGUCUUCGCCGCGGGAGGCCUGGCUGAUGCAUGUUUCUUUAUCCUCCAAGGAUCCCUGCGCUACACGCAGAUGGAACGCGCACCAUUGACCCUGGAAAAUGCUGGAAUGGCUGCUGAGAUGGCCCUGUGGACUGAGUGGAACUUCAUCGGAGAUCUGGUGUCCACCAGUUUCAGCAAAAUUGCAGGCCUCGAAACCGAGGAUUUCUGCAAAUGCAUUUUGUCCUCUCCUGAUCUGCAACAUGAAGCUCAUGGUUACGCAGCGGAGUACGUAGAAGCCCUCAACGAGUUGGAAAUUUUGUCCGACCUCUGGCGCUUUGGGCAGCGCAACAGUGAACGAGAUUUGAAGAGAGCCUUAGGCCCAGGAAGAGUCUCCAUGAUUCAGCGGGUGGCUCGACGGGUGGCUCUCCCUUCAUGCUUCAGAUUGCCUAGGUGGCGACAAGAAAAAGUGGCACCACGGCCCACUUCCUUUUCAUCAGUCAAGUGA